AUGGCAUCAGCUCUGAACUUUGCACCACACCUAACACCGUAUAACACCACACGUCCCUACACUCUUAAGAUUAAUCUGUCCGGCUUCUAUAGUGUGCAACAUUUCGACUUUUUCGGCGAGUCACAGACGCUUCGGUGGAAUGUGCACCAUCAAAAGAUUCGAUCGGUCGAUAUGGAACACCAAAUAAGCAAUGGUGAAGCACGUCAAACGGCAUUCGGAAGAAGUAAAUCACGCUCGAUAGAUGAAUUGAUCACACUACAUAGGUUGUGCUGGCUUGGCCAUGUGCUCCGUAAGCCAGUCGAUCGACUUUCUCGAAGGGACCAUUUCGCACAACUGCGCAAAAGACAUGGCUUAGUAGGGCCCUCAGUAGCGCUCGUGCAUCCAAGCUAUUACUUUCAAUGCAUAGCUCCCGUCCCAACCCAACCCCCCGCACUUAACAGUCCACUGACAGUGCUGUAUUUACGCACCAACUUAUCGGCUUCCGCCUACAAUGCGUGGCUACUUACCGCACCUUCCCAACUCAUUGGUGAACGAAACUGUGGCAGCUGCAACCACUGUACGACAAGUAGGUGGCUCUUACGGCUGAUGAUUAUGAUGAUGAUGAUGACUAUGGGUGGACGGAGAGACAACCAUUAUCUA
Messenger RNA from Opisthorchis viverrini, 639 nucleotides. RefSeq lists its product as hypothetical. The annotation marks the transcript as partial. Lineage: Eukaryota; Metazoa; Platyhelminthes; Trematoda; Opisthorchiida; Opisthorchiidae. The record is from RefSeq and is a predicted model, not a curated record. The transcript is spliced from 3 exons.